Messenger RNA from Chironomus riparius, 1301 nucleotides. The record is from the annotation of a GenBank genome assembly. NCBI's taxonomy places the organism in Eukaryota, Metazoa, Arthropoda, Insecta, Diptera, Chironomidae.
GACGUCAUUAUAUUCUCAUUGUAGUUCGAGUCGUACCUGUUAAAGGAUAAUAAAGUUAAGUUAAGAAGGUUAACGGAUAAAUUAAAGGCGGAAGAAUGUCAGUAAAUUUGGAUGAUCUCUCAAAUGAUGAGAUUCGGAUUAGAUUACAGCAAUAUGGAUUUGCUAAUUUACCAGUCACUCAAACAACUAGGAAAGUGCUUGUAAAAAAGCUUAAAAAUGCUAUGGAGAAUGAAAAGGCAAAGAACCGACGUGAAACAAUAGCUGUUGUAAAAAGUAGCGAUGAUGAGGAUGUUCCAGAUCCAAAAAAGAGAGAAAGAACACCAAAUCGUCGUGCAACUAUAGCUGUAACUGAGAAAACGAAGAAAGUUCCAGCAUCAUCAUCAUCAGCUGAGUCUAUUCCUGAACUCCCAGCACCAAAAACAACAUCCCGUCGUUCUACAUCUCGCGCAACACCGGUAAAAGAUCCAAAGCCAGUUGUUUCGUCUACUGAAAAUGUCAUUAAUGAAUCUGAUGAUGACAUUGUUGAAGUAAAUACAUAUACAAGAAGGUCAAAGACACCGACAAUGUCCAAGAGUGAAACAGUCAGGACAUCAUAUAAGAAUCAAGUUGAAACAAUUGCUGAUCCAAUUCCUGAAAAGAAGCGAUUUGUUGAGGAAGUUAUCAUACAGCCUAAGAUUCCAAUUCAAACAGCAACUCGUCGCAAGACCGCAUAUACAUCUACAGUUACUGAACAAUUUGAAUUGCCUCCACGCAUUGAUACGCCUACAAAGUUUGGAAAGACAUCACUCACAACAUCCUACAAUCCAACAACCAAUUACAGAUUCGAGAAAGAAAAGGAAAAGGUACAGGACGACGAUUAUGAAUUUGAUGAGGAGGAAACUCCUUAUUUGUCUAAUUUCGCUAAGCGUUUAAGCACAUUAAAGGCAGAGCCACUUGAUGCAAGCAUUAAGCCUAAAAGCACUAGUGCAUACACUGAAUAUCGCAGCAGUAAUGAUAAUUACUCAUCAGUUCCAGCAACAAGCUAUAAAUACUCUCAGUACGGCAGCAGUUCUUCAUAUCAGCAAGCUGUAAAACGUACAGGAGUUGUCAAUCAAAUGACAAAGGACUUUAAUACAAUGGAUCGAAAAUAUAGUGUCCGAAAGUACGUCUACAUUACCUUAAUCAUCAUGUUAAUUAUUGCGAUUUACGUUCUUUUGUUUCUAUAAUUGAGUAACUUCUUGAAAUACUAAGGAAUAUGCCUUGCAUGCUAGAUUAAAUUCCAUGUUAACAAAUCACAUCAUGAUCAACAAGAUUUCUUCUCU